Lachancea thermotolerans CBS 6340 is the source of this 822-nucleotide messenger RNA. RefSeq names its product mitochondrial 54S ribosomal protein bL28m (gene MRPL24). Gene Ontology annotation, molecular function: structural constituent of ribosome. The coding region runs from base 1 to 822 and encodes 273 amino acids. NCBI's taxonomy places the organism in Eukaryota, Fungi, Ascomycota, Saccharomycetes, Saccharomycetales, Saccharomycetaceae. Gene Ontology annotation, cellular component: mitochondrial large ribosomal subunit. The record is from RefSeq and is a predicted model, not a curated record. The transcript has a single exon.
AUGCUGGAGCAUCGACACGGCGAUCCAAGAGCCUCAGACACCACACAAGCGAUGUCCGUCAAUUGGCCAAGGCUGCAGAGGGGCUUUUCGACGAUUCCCUGCCUCUUCCGGGAGUGGCGGCUGGUGGAGUGCAGAAACGUGGCGAAGAAGCCGGACUACAAAGUUGGCGACGCGAGGCCCAUUUUCGUUCCCAAGGCGCGCAAGGCGUUCCCGGACUACGAGUUCGGCGAGUCGCAGAUCUUCAAGCAGAGCAACAAGGGCCUGUACGGUGGGUCGUUCAUACAGUACGGAAACAACGUUGCCGAGAGCAAGACCAAGACCCGGAGACGGUGGUUGCCGAACGUGAUCAAGAAGGGCUUAUGGAGCGAGGCCCUGAGCCGCAACGUGAGCAUACGGAUGACUGCGAAGGUGCUGCGGACCGUGACCAAGGAGGGCGGCAUCGAUAACUACCUGACCAAGGAGAAGUCUGCGAGAAUCAAGGAGCUGGGCCCCACUGGUUGGAAGCUGCGCUACCGCGUGCUGCAGAGACAGGAGCUGCGUGAGAACCCGCCGCACAAGGACGCUGCCGUGGUGCGCGGCAUUGACGGCGCGGAGCACACCGUGUACUUCGAGGAGGCCCUGGACGGCGAAACCGUCCGUGUCACGUGCGGUCGCCGUAAGCUGCUGCAGCUGCUGUACCCGCUCGAGAAGCUCGAGCACCGCGCCGAUGGCGAGACACUCACUUACAAGCAGUUCCUGGACGCCUACGCGGGCACCAGCGUGCGCGACAUCCUCGCUGCCCUAAGUAGUUACGGCUUCGACCUGAAGACUAUCACCGUCUGA